Messenger RNA from Lates calcarifer (barramundi perch), 1936 nucleotides. It is a transcript of the gene hepacamb, whose product is annotated as hepatic and glial cell adhesion molecule b. The coding region runs from base 136 to 1230 and encodes 364 amino acids. The transcript has 7 exons. Lineage: Eukaryota; Metazoa; Chordata; Actinopteri; Centropomidae. The record is from RefSeq and is a predicted model, not a curated record.
GUGUCUGCAGUGGCUUGUGAGAACAGCAUGUACUCAGUCCCUACAGAGCCUGAAUGACUGACUGUGUUCUCCGUCCUGCCCAGAGUCACAGACUAUGCUGGUCGUCUGGGAGGAAAACAAAGCUUGAGACCCAAGAUGAAGGCGGAGAAGGAGGCUCCUCCACGAGCCAAAAUAAUUUCAGAAAUUUUCUUGUUCAUGUCUCUUGGUUUCUUCAAUUCAGCUGAGGUACUGGCGGUAAAUAUGACUAUCCCCAACACCCUCAUCAGAGGUACAGCAGGAGGAGAGGCCCUUCUGUCUGUACGCUACAGUAGUUUCAGCCCCGACCUGCCGGUCAUCAAGUGGCAGCUCCAGAGGGAAAAGUCUGUCACUGUUGUCCAGUCGAUUGGAACUGACAUCAUUGGGACUCUGAGGCCUGAGUAUCGUGACCGCAUUCUGGUAUUUGAGAACGGGACCCUGCUUCUCCACAACCUCAGACUCUCUGAUGACGGAACUUAUGACGUGGAGAUCUCCAUCACGGAUGAUACCUUCACAGGCGAGGGCAGCAUCACACUCACUGUGGAUGAACCCAUAUCCAGGCCAUAUAUCCACAUGGAGUCUUCAUCAGUGCUGGAGCUCAGCGAAAACGUCAUCCUCAACUGCUCCCAUGACAAUGGAACCAGGACGACAUACAGGUGGUUCAAGGGAGGAAAGCCCCAGAACAACGAGACAAGAUUCGUGUUGUCACCUGACUCGAAGCUCUUGACCAUCACACGGGUGUUGAUGGCAGAUGAUGACAUCUACACCUGCACAGUGGAGAAUCCUGUGGGCAACAUGACAAGCCUGCCCAUCAGACUGACUGUCUACAGAAGAAGUUCCCUCUAUAUCAUCCUUUCCACUGGGGGUAUCUUCCUCCUCAUCACCUUGGUAACAAUAUGUGCCUGCUGGACGCCUUCUAAAAAGUCAAGACAUCCACCUAGAAAGCCUCUCACUAGGUUUUAUGACCAUUCUUAUCACUCCCCAGUCAAUAACAGAGAUGAUGUGCUUCCAAAAACUGAGCAUAAUGGAGUAGCUGUGACAUCACUUUACAUCCUGCAGCAAAAGGAGCCCUCCAUGGAUGACUCAUCCAGCAACAGUAUUGGAUCUCCUUCUGAACUUGACAACCCUCCAUGCUACUCCAGCUACCCCAAGUAUACUGGUUCCCUUACUCGGUCCCCUGGGUCCCCUGUGCGCUCCUCCCACAGGUACACCUGAAAGCCCAUCACUUUAAACUCUCGACAUCACAGCAGCUGGGAGGUCAGACCAUCCCACUGUGUACUUCUCCUGAUGGCAACUUCCUGCACAUCUGCCCAGAGUUUGGGAAAGAUUCCAGACCCAUUACUGCCUGUUGAUAUUAUUAAAGUAAAACAUAACUUAAAUAGCAGUUGCUUUUAAGGUUAGAGGCACAGCCUGUAGGAAAAUGUGAAGGCAGUGUGAUAUCAGACAAGUUUUUAAAUGGCACUGAGGUCUGUACCUGGGUUCACACACACCACCAUUAUCGCUGGUUCCCACAAUAACAAAAUCCAAAGUUUGGGAAAUGGCAUGGAGUCUUCAUGAAGCAUCAGUGAGGUUGGUAAAAUGCAAUUGUCAAAUUGUUGUGUAAUGAAGGGAAUGUCAAUUAAAGUAAACAUAGAGGGUAGGCUUUAUUGUUUGUAAAUGUUUAUUAUCAAUAAAUUUUUUUAAAAACAUAAAACAAAAAGCCUUAGUUAGCUUUAGUUAUUCUACAGUGUUGUGUGUGUGUAUGUACAGCAAUUACUUUGUAUUAUUUUGUGAUUACUAUUUUAGUUCAUUUAGAUUUAAUAGUAUUUUCAUUUUGUCAAUGAGAAGAAAAUGACGCUAUGCUGAUGAAGGGGCCACGGUAAAUAAAUUUUAUACAAACUUUAAUAAAAUGUGAAAUUCUCAAAAUAAAGAGUGACAUGAA